AUGAAGACAUCUUCCCUCCUCGCCCUCGCUGCUGCUGGCGGCUCCCAGCUCGUCGCUGCUCACACUACCGUAUACAACAUCCUCGUCAACGGAAAAGACCAAGGCCUUGGAAACAAAGCAGGCGGCUACAUCGACUCUCCCCCCAACAACAACCCCCUCGUCGACGUCACCUCCAAGGACAUGACGUGCAACGUAGCCGGCACAAAAGCCACCACCUCAGUCACCGUCGCUGGCGGAGACGAAAUCACAUUCCAAUGGCACCACAACAACAACUCCCCCAGCGACGACAUCAUCGACCCCUCACACAAGGGCCCCAUCAUGGUCUACAUCUCCAAAUCCAGCCCCUCCCUCUCCUGGACCAAACUCGCCGAAGACGGCUACGACGGCAAGUCCUGGGCCGUCGACAAACUGAUUGCCGGAAGCUACACGGGCAAGCCAGGUCAGCACAAGGUCAAGCUGCCCAAGCUGGCCGCCGGCGACUACAUUCUGCGUCCGGAGAUUAUCGCGCUGCACGAGGGGAACCGCGACAAGGGCGCGCAGUUCUACAUGGAGUGUGUGCAUGUCAAGGUUACGGGUUCCGGGUCUGUUGCGCUGCCGGCUGGUGUGGUUAUUCCGGGGGCGUACAGGGCUAAUGAUGCUGGUAUCUUGUUUGAUAUUUACUCGGGCAGGGUUUCUAGUUAUCCUAUUCCUGGACCCAAGGUUUGGAACGGUGGCAGUGGUGGUGGUGCUGCUCCUGCUCCUGCUCCUGCUCCUGCUCCGGUCACCACGAAGGCUCCUGCGCCUCUUAAGCCUGCUGCCACUGCCCCGCCCAAGAAGACUACUCUUGCCACUGUUGCUAAGCCUGCUGCUACACCUGCCACUGGUGCCGUCGCUCAAAUGUACGCUCAGUGCGGUGGUCAGGGCUACACUGGCGCCAAGGCAUGUGCGGCGGGUAGCAAGUGUACCGUUCAGAACGCAUACUACUCGCAGUGCUUGUAG
Messenger RNA from Plenodomus lingam JN3, 978 nucleotides. RefSeq lists its product as uncharacterized. The record is from RefSeq and is a predicted model, not a curated record. Gene Ontology annotation, cellular component: extracellular region. Gene Ontology annotation, molecular function: cellulose binding. NCBI's taxonomy places the organism in Eukaryota, Fungi, Ascomycota, Dothideomycetes, Pleosporales, Leptosphaeriaceae. Gene Ontology annotation, biological process: carbohydrate metabolic process.